AUGUCGGUGUUGAUCGUGACGAGCUUAGGGGACUUAGUCGUCGAUUUGCACACUAACAAAUGCCCGUUAACCUGCAAAAAUUUCUUGAAGCUUUGCAAGAUUAAGUACUAUAAUGGGUGUUUAUUUCACACUGUUCAAAAGGAUUUUACUGCUCAAACUGGCGAUCCAACUGGCAUGGGAACUGGCGGUGAUUCUGUUUACAAGUUUCUUUAUGGUGAUCAAGCACGGUUUUUCAGCGAUGAAAUUCAUAUGGAUCUUAAGCAUACCAAAACUGGAACAGUUGCCAUGGCAAGUGCUGGGAAGAAUUUAAAUGCUUCACAGUUCUAUAUCACACUGCGGGAUGACCUUGAUUACCUCGACGGCAAGCACACAACACUUCCUUUCGAUGAUGGUCAGGAAGAGAGCAAUUCCAAGACAACUCCCAAGGAUAAUUCUUCUCCCCCAAUAAUGAAAGUUUUUGGUGAGGUAGCUGAAGGAUUUGAGACUUUAACUAGAAUAAAUGAGGCUUAUGUGGAUGACAAGGGAAGACCAUAUAAAAAUAUAAGAAUCAAGCACACAUACAUCCUGGAGGAUCCUUAUGAUGAUCCUUCCCAGCUAUCUGAGUUCAUUCCUGAAGCUUCUCCAGAAGGAAAACCUAAAGACGAGGUUGAUGAUGAAGUACGACUAGAAGAUGAUUGGGUACCCAUGGAUGAACAAUUAAAUCCAGCAGAACUUGAGGAGGUUAUUAGAUCAAAGGAAGCACAUUCUAGGGCAGUUGUACUUGAGAGUAUUGGGGAUAUUCCUGAUGCUGAGAUUAAGCCUCCUGACAAUGUAUUGUUUGUCUGUAAAUUGAACCCGGUUACUGAGGAUGACGACUUGAAUACUAUAUUUUCACGCUUUGGAACUGUAUCAUCGGCUGAAAUCAUCCGUGAUCACAAGACUGGUGACAGCUUAUGCUAUGCCUUCAUAGAAUUUGAGGACAAACGGUCGUGUGAGCAAGCUUAUUUUAAGAUGGAUAAUGCUUUGAUUGAUGAUCGAAGGAUACAUGUGGAUUUUAGUCAAAGUGUGGCAAAACUGUGGUCUCAAUACAGGCGGAAAGAUCAAAAGGGUAAAGAUGGUGGCUGCUUCAAAUGUGGCGCUACAGAUCACAUUGCCAAGGACUGCACUGGAGAGGCUACAAUGAAACAACCACAAACAAAAUACAUCUUAAAGGAUGAUAAUACCCAGCGUGGUGCAGAUAAUGCGAGAUAUGAAAUGGUUUUUGAUGGAGAUAACCCAGAAAGUCCAAGGCAAGAUAUAAAACACCAAAGGCAUGACAGGGAUGACCCAGUUGAUAGGAAAGGUAGGAGUGAUAAUUUUAAAGAUCAUAGAAAUAGUAGGGAUCAGGAUAGGGGAGACUCGAAUAGAGAUAGGUAUGGUGAUAGGAGCAGAGGGCAUUGGGGAAAUAGAGACGACAAAGCACGGUCUGAAAGAGGUGCAAGAGAUUCGGAUUCCCAUGCUGACAAGAAAGACAGAGAUAGGCACAUGGGAAGACAUGGAGAUGAUGAUUUCAGGCGGAAAGAUGACCGUGAUUCUAGAAGAAGAGACGAAGAUGAUAGCUACAAGCGGAAAGAUGAGCGGGACUCAAGAAGAAGAGAUGAAGAUGAUAGCUACAGAGAAAGACGAAGUACUCGAGAUGAUAGGAGAAACACAGAUUGUAGCCAUUUGGAGAGAAGGAAUGACAGGGAUUAUAGGAAGAGAAGUGAAGACAGUGGAAAGCAAGAUGUGAAGAUUGAUUCUGGGCGGAGAAAAAGAAGUCCAGGUGAGGAGGAUUACAAAAAUGGAAGGAAUGAUGAAGAUUACAGACACAGAAAGGAAGAACGGGGGUACAAAAGACAAGAUAUUGAAGCUGAUGAGUAUUACAAACGUAGAAGGGAGGAACGUGGACAUAAAAGACUGGAUAUUGAAGCUGAUGACUAUCCCCACCGGAGGCAUCAUGGUGACAGGAGAUGA
Sphenostylis stenocarpa is the source of this 1971-nucleotide messenger RNA. Lineage: Eukaryota; Viridiplantae; Streptophyta; Magnoliopsida; Fabales; Fabaceae. The record is from the annotation of a GenBank genome assembly.